This is a messenger RNA of Chanos chanos (milkfish), 3668 nucleotides long. RefSeq names its product phosphoinositide-3-kinase, regulatory subunit 2 (beta) (gene pik3r2). Gene Ontology annotation, biological process: phosphatidylinositol phosphate biosynthetic process; insulin receptor signaling pathway. The coding region runs from base 661 to 2838 and encodes 725 amino acids. The transcript is spliced from 16 exons. Gene Ontology annotation, cellular component: phosphatidylinositol 3-kinase complex. The record is from RefSeq and is a predicted model, not a curated record. Lineage: Eukaryota; Metazoa; Chordata; Actinopteri; Gonorynchiformes; Chanidae. Gene Ontology annotation, molecular function: 1-phosphatidylinositol-3-kinase regulator activity; protein binding.
GGCAGUGUAGCAAGCUGAGAAUUAUGUGUAGCGAAAGAAAGAAAACGAGAGGAAUGCUGAAUUGCUGACAAGGAGAAGAACGAGGAAUUUUGUGUCUGAAAUACAUUACAUGAGAAGACUGAGUACUAUUUUUUGAAAGAGUCGGAAAAUUCGUCAAAAACAUUUGUUACGACUGUCCACGGAUAUCGUCAUUUUGAAGUUGCACAUUCAAAGAGGGAAUACCGAAAAGCCUGCCACCCAGACGACGCCAACCAAUUUAAAAAAAAAAAAAAAAAAAAAAGAGACCAGCAGAGCCAGACUUAAGUCUAGGACCCACCUAUCCGUGUUUUUUCUCUGCCUGAUCGAGCAUGUUGCCAGCCCUGUCCCUUUACUCCAUCAUCUGGCUGAACUGGGGGAUCAAGCUGGGGAAAGUGUCCCACGUCGCCAACACAGGCCAGCGCUAAAACCAGACCCCAGCUUUCAACUGCACAGGCUCGCUCGUCUAAGAGAUGCUUCUGAGCUUUGGCUAAUAACAUAGAGCUAAGCUUAACAGUAGUUCCACUUUACAACGCUGCAACCCUCUUUUGUUUCGCAUCUCCACCUUCUGUUGGUUGUUUUGAGUUUUCUCAUAUCGUGAUAUUUUUUGGGGGAGGGUUCUGAGCAUCCGUUCAUCCUCUGGAAAUGGCCGCCGAUGGAUUCCAGUACCGUUCACUCUACGCCUACCACAAAGACUGGGAAGAUGACAUUGACCUGCAACCUGGUGACAUUUUGAUCGUUAACAAGGCGUCUCUGCUGGCCUUGGGCGUGAAAGAGGGAGAUGAAGAGCAUCCAGAGCGAAUCGGUUGGAUGUUGGGUUUCAACGAGCGUACCAAGCAGAAGGGCGAUUUCCCAGGGACGUACGUGCAGUACGUGGGGCCUGUGAAGAUGUCCAUGCCGUCCAGCCAGCCACGUUCCCAGAGACCUCUUCCAGCUGCUCCCAGACCAGAGCCAUCUGCCUCACUGCAAGCCUUUUCUGUUGUGGAAUUAUCUGAGCAGUCGACACACCCAGAUAUUGCUCCGCCCCUUCUCAUUAAGUUGGUCGAGACAAUUGAAAGGACAGGUCUAGACUGUAAGACACUGUACAGGACAGGCCCUCCUUCAGCAUCUGACAGUCAAAGGCAUAGUCUCAAUGAGCUGGAGCUGGACAUGGGACAGAGGGACAUUCAUGUGCUCUCAGAGGCUCUGAUUUGCUACCUGCAGGAACUUCCUGCCCCCAUCAUUCCCCCCUCUGUUUAUCCAGACCUACGGGCUGCAGUGCAACAAGAAGCGGACAUUCCCGUGAUAGAGAGGAGAGAGCGGCUGUUACAGGUUCUGGAGGGCCCCGGUAUGCCUCUGCAAAACCUUCUGACUUUGCAGUACCUGCUAAGACACCUGGAAAAGGUCUGCCAGUGCUCGGAACGCAACGACCUCGACCAUCACACUCUGGGCCAGAUCUUUGGGCCCCUGCUUAUUAGGGCACCUCGGACCGGGUUGGAGUUAGACGAAGAUUUCCCAGCAGUGGCAGUUGAGAGACUUCUGUUGGAGAGAAUCUGGGAACAAGAGCCAACACCCCCAGCUCUUCCACCUAAACCGCCGAAAGCUAAAGCCAUGACUACGGCUCUCAGCAAUGGCAACAGCUUACUGAGUGAUGCCGAGUGGUACUGGGGGGAUAUAUCAAGAGAGGAAGUGAAUGAGAAAAUGCGCGACACACCAGAUGGUACGUUCUUGGUCCGUGAUGCAUCGAGCAAAGUACAAGGAGAAUACACACUGACCCUCAGGAAAGGAGGUAAUAACAAACUGAUUAAGAUUUUCCACCGAGGAGGAAAGUACGGCUUUUCUGAGCCUCUCACAUUUCACUCUGUGGUGGAGCUCAUCAACCACUACCGGCAUGAGUCACUGGCCCAGUACAACGCCAAACUGGACUCUCGCCUGCUGUUUCCCGUGUCCAAAUACCAACAGGAUCAGUUGGUGAAGGAGGACAGUAUCGAAGCAGUGGGGGAACAGCUGAAGGUGUAUCAUGAGCAGUAUCAGGAGAAGAGCCGCGAGUACGAUAUGCUCUAUGAGGAGUACACCCGCACUUCACAGGAGCUCCAGAUGAAACGAACAGCCAUAGAGGCCUUCAACGAAACCAUUAAGAUCUUCGAAGAGCAAUGUGAGACGCAGGAGCGCUACAGCAGAGAGAGUAUCGAGAAAUUUCGCCGUGAAGGAAACGAAAAGGAAAUCGAGAGAAUCCAGAGCAACUCAGAGAAGCUUAAGUCCAGGGUGACUGAGAUUCACGACAGUAAGAGGAAGUUGGAGCAGGACCUGAAGAGACAGGCCUCUGACAAUCGAGAGAUAGACAAAAAGAUGAACAGCCUGAAACCAGACCUCAUGCAGCUGAGGAAACUGAGGGACCAAUAUCUCGUAUGGCUGACACAAAAGGGCACCAGGCAGAGGAAGAUCAACGAGUGGCUCGGCAUAAAGAAUGAGGCAGAAGACUUCUACUCUUUGCUGGACGAGGACGAUGAGCAGCCUCACCAGGACGAGUGCACUUGGUAUGUCGGGGACAUCGUGCGCACCAAGGCAGAGGAGCUCCUGAGAGGCAAACGCGACGGCACUUUCCUCAUCCGUGAGAGCCAGACUCAGAAGGGCUCCUUCGCCUGCUCUGUAGUUGUGGACGGAGAGACAAAGCAUUGUGUAAUUUACAAGACAGCCACAGGUUAUGGAUUUGCUGAGCCCUACAACCUAUAUGGAUCUCUGAAAGACUUGGUCCUUCAUUACAAACACACUUCCCUGGUCCAACACAACGACUCACUGAAUGUAACCCUUGCCUACCCAGUCCUUGCCCAGCAACCCAGAUGAGGCCUAAGCUACAAAAACCUUGACGAGACCUAUAUAAAAGCCUGGCAAAGCACAGUAUAUAAAGAACAAAGUAUAGUAACUGCAAAUCUUUUAUGUUUAAUCGUAGAAAACAGAUAAGCACACAAGUAUAUGAACAUACGUGAGAAUAAAUGUAAGGCUUUUUAAGUAAGCCUAUAUAUUUUUUUUCCAUAUCACGCAGAAGCAGCAGCAAUAAUCUUAGUAAGGUUGUGGCUAAAGUACUAAGUAUUAGUCAUUAUAAAAAAAAAAAAAAGAAAACAACAAAACAAAAAAAGCUGGUAGGUCACACAGUCACUGAAGUGGUGUCAUCUGUCCACCAAAGAAGCCAGCUCCAGGUCGCAGACCCUCUGUAUUUAGAGAGGAGUAUUUUCAAAUAUGGCAGAUUCCAUAAAAAAAAAAAAAAAAGCUUGUACUAGUGCCAUAAUGCUAAAUAUGACUGAGGCUACUUCAUGCCUAUUUUGGUUUAGGAAACUUGGGUGUGGAUGGGGAGGAGAUUGGGAUCUGGAAGCUAGGGUGUCAUGCUAUAGUUGAUGGAAGUAACUGGUGAAAAAAAAAAAAAAAGAACAUCUUUAUAGCUAUAUGCAUCGUUAUGUCACUACUGUGGGUUGUUGUUCUACAUGUUUUUUGUUUGUUUCUACAGACAGUAGGAAUAGAUUCCUUUUUUUGUGAGCUUUCUUCUUAAAGAUGUGAAAGAAUGAUAACAGUUUUUGAUCCUUAGUAGUUGAGAGAGACUGCAACUAUCUCAACUAAUAAUUUGCUUUUCCUUUAAUGCUAGUAUGCUAAUAGUCAUUAUCAAAGAAAUAGCUAAUGUC